Syzygium oleosum is the source of this 1215-nucleotide messenger RNA. RefSeq names its product caffeoylshikimate esterase-like. The coding region runs from base 90 to 1097 and encodes 335 amino acids. The transcript has a single exon. The record is from RefSeq and is a predicted model, not a curated record. Gene Ontology annotation, cellular component: membrane. Gene Ontology annotation, molecular function: lipase activity. Lineage: Eukaryota; Viridiplantae; Streptophyta; Magnoliopsida; Myrtales; Myrtaceae.
AACGAUAAAAACUCACUCCUCCUCCUCCUCCUCCUCCCUCCUCUGGGUGAUCAUCGACUCCAUUCCUGCCUGCUUCCAUCGCUUCGCAAAUGUCGCACCCGAUCGCGGAGGCCAGCGAGACGAGCCCCUUCGGCUCCCUCACCCCCGACGAGUUCUACGCCCGCCACUCCGUCAGCCACGGCUCCGAGUUCGUCACCAACCCCCGCGGCCUCAGGCUCUUCACCCAGUGGUGGGCCCCUCUGCCCCCGACCCGGGUCAUCGGCGUCCUCGCCCUCGUCCACGGCUUCACCGGCGAGUCCAGCUGGCUCCUCCAGCUCACCGCCGUCUUCUUCGCCCGGUCCGGCUUCGCCACCUGCGCCCUCGACCACCAGGGCCACGGCUUCUCCGACGGCCUCGUCGCCCACAUCCCCGACAUCGGCCCCGUCGUCGACGACUGCGUCUCCUUCUUCGACUCCUUCCGCGCCCGCCACGGCCCCUCCCUCCCCGCCUUCCUCUACGCCGAGUCCCUCGGCGGCGCCAUCGCCCUCUACGUCGCCCUCCGCCAGCCCGGCGCGUGGGCCGGCCUCGUCCUCAACGGCGCCAUGUGCGGCAUCAGCGCCAAGUUCAAGCCCCCCUGGCCGCUCGAGCACCUCCUCUUCAUGGUCGCCGCCGUCGUCCCCACCUGGCGCGUGGUGCCCACGCGCGGGUCGAUCCCGGACCUGUCGUUCAAGGAGGACCGGAAGCGGAAGCUGGCGCUGGCGAGCCCGCGGAGGACGGUGGCGAGGCCGCGGGCGGCGACGGCGCUCGAGCUGCUGAGGGUGUGCCGGGAGCUGCAGGGCCGGUUCGAGGAGGUGGAGGUGCCGCUCCUCAUCGUGCACGGCGGCGACGACGUCGUCUGCGACCCGGCGUGCGUGGAGGAGCUGUACGCGCGCGCCGGGAGCAAGGACAAGACGCUGAGGAUAUACCCCGGGAUGUGGCAUCAGCUGGCCGGAGAGCCGGACGAGAGCGUCGACAUGGUGUUCGGGGAGAUGAAGGCGUGGCUCGUGGCCAGGGCCGAGCGCGCUGCUGCGGGAGCCGGCGGAGGUGAAGCACGCGCCGCCGUGGAGGGUGGGGCGUAGGAUCAGGGUCCAAAUUGAGAAGUGAACGGAUUAAAGAAUAAAAUUUACGCCGGGAAGAAAGUGGAUGCGGGUGGCUUUUGAUUUUGGUAACUGAUAUGAAUUUUCCUUGCGAAGAUCC